Messenger RNA from Cylas formicarius (sweet potato weevil), 1881 nucleotides. RefSeq names its product uveal autoantigen with coiled-coil domains and ankyrin repeats (gene CCDC151). The coding region runs from base 1 to 1584 and encodes 527 amino acids. Gene Ontology annotation, cellular component: cilium. The transcript is spliced from 8 exons. Gene Ontology annotation, biological process: cilium movement; outer dynein arm assembly. The record is from RefSeq and is a predicted model, not a curated record. Lineage: Eukaryota; Metazoa; Arthropoda; Insecta; Coleoptera; Brentidae.
AUGAAGAAACUGGCAGAUAAAUUUAAAUGUCAAAAAGAGGGUCAGAGGAAGGCGCUCUUCGAAGACUGCGAAGCCGAAAGGAAAAGCAACGCUGACGACAUCAUCAGACUGAAAAAGGAAAUUUCCAACUUGACGGUAGUCUCGCAUCAGACCAAGAGUCCGGUCGCUGAGUAUAGAUUGAAAGACAAGCGGAUCGAAGAAGUCGUGGGGCCUCUGGCCGACAAAUCUUGUUUCCAGGUGAAGGAGCUUUUGGACCUGCACGUCAUCAACACCGGCAAGAGGCUGGAUUUGCUUAAAUAUCGCAUGGACAAGAGGAGGAAGUACAUCGACGAGUUGGGCAACCAAUACCAAAACUUGCUAGGCCGAAGAGAAAAAAAGGAACUCAUCCAGAAAGUGGAGAAGCCGGCUAAAAAGCACGUUUCCGAAUUGCAAACCAACAUUCAUGCCGUGGAGGUCCAAAUCAGGGAGGCGGCGCACAUACGAAACCGCUACCGCGAUAUCAGGACUUCCCUGAAGAGGGACGCGGCCAGAUUCGAGAGCUCCACGUCCGCUUUGGAGGGUGAACUGGCGAAUCAAAACCGCGACGUCGACAAAUUGCAAAAGAUACUGGUGGAGGCGACCAGGAGGAAAGCGCGCGCGCGUAACAACCUCAUCAAAGAGGAGAAGGCGGCGUCGGCGGCGGCUCAGCGCCGCGAACUGGAGGCGGCGGAGGGUCGACGAUUGGUGGCGGCGGGAAGAUCCGAAUUGGAGGAGUUGGAGAAAAGGAUGUUCCAGGGCGGCAAACCGCCUCCGCGGCCUGCCCCCGAGGGGGCCGAGGCGGACCCGGACGAAGGAGACAAGUCCGCCACGCCCCCGCAUCCGGUGGAGGCGCGGGCUCAACAAUUCGAACUACUCAAGCGGGUUACAGGUGGUACCACAGCAGACGAAGUACUCGAGCGUUUCAAAUCGCAAAAGGAGACGCAGGCGCGUCUCGACUCCUUACGUCAAAAGUCGGAAAACGAGAAAUCGAAAAUCGAGAAGAACUUGGAGACGCUAAAGAGCAAACUGGAAGCGUUCCGCUAUUCGGAAGUGAAGGAAGCGGAAAGGAAGUCUGGUGAGAUGGAACGGCUCCAGACGGAAAUCUCCCAAGAACAAAGCCGUUCGGUGCGGUUCCGGGAGCAACGGAUUUCUAAGGAACGGGUCCUCGCGGACAUUCUAGAAAGCCUCCAGUCGCUACGUCUCUGCGUCAACCCGGUGGCGGUACCCGAAACGAAUCCCGAAGUUUUCGUAGACCACUUGGUGCGGGAUGUGGAAGUGAUGUUGGCGAAGCACCAAUCGGCGGUGGAGAAGGAGGAGAAAAUAGAGGAAACCCCAAAUAAGGUUGUCGAAUUGGGUGAGGAGCGUCUACCAGGGCCGUACAGUACUUUACUUCGUAAGACGCCCGUGACUCAGACUAGCGGUUCUCCGGCACCACCCCCGACACCAGUAUCUGAGGACGAGGAGGAAGUACCGUCCAGAGGGUACCUGAAGAGACAGGCGCAAAUGGUGAUCGACGCUAAAUCCAGACGGAAAAAUAUCAGGAUUCAACUUCCCAAGCGAGAUUGAAGCGACGCGACGUAGCACUUAGAUCGAAAUGCAUUGGCCUCAUUGCAGGGCGCAAAAUAGAUGCUCUUACUUCGAGCAAGUUUUAUAAAUUGCUUUCUGGGAUAAAAACGGCAGUCUUUCUGCCACUCAUAUAAUGGCAAAAAACUUUAACAAGUGAAAAUUAAAUACUUAAAUUAACUAUUUACAUAAAAUGUGAAUUAAAACACAUCGGAACGUAGCAUGAUUUCUCUCAAAGCGCCAUCUAUACAACACCGAUAAAACUGCCGCAUGUGGCGUCAUCUAUUCGAAAAAGUAAGA